AUGUCCGCGUCGUGUAUUAUUAUUAGAAGAAAUUGCCGUGGCGAAAGAUUUUGUCUCCAUCAUUCACCUAAACUUGAUAACAUGUCCGGCCCUACGCCAGACCGUUCAUCCCGCCUUUCGAAGGCAACUUCUCAGGUGUCCGAGAGAAUCGGAAGCAGUAGUCAACCGCUUCGUUCACAAGUCAAGAAAAACAAAGGUCUCACCACAGCCGACGCCGAAUCUCCUCAAAAAUUAUAUCUUCGAAUCAACCGGAAGUUCCUGCUUCUACACUAUCCCCUCACAGCAGAUCAGCAAGACAAACAACCAUUGCCACCACCUCCAGGCGCAACUACCAACUUGAAUGUUAUCAUCGCCAACCUUCCCGAGCUACGUCCAUUCGCCGGCGAUACUAUAGACUGGCUCGUCAAAGUAGCAAGGCUUAUCUUCGAACCACUCGGCACGACCUCUCUCUAUACCUUCAGCACCGAAUCACUCGAAUGGUGGCUGGACAGGGAGAUGGAAGCGUCACAGUGGAGGAAGGUGGUACCUGGCGAGCCGCUGAAGGCCACCAUAUACGAGUUUCGUCCCGACAAUGACGCUUCCAUACUGGCGCUCACAAGGAUGAGCCUUCGUAGCACGAGAUCCGUGACGACGAGGACAUCAGUGCCUCGAGCUGCGACGUUCCGCGGCGCUCUAUUUCAUCGCGAUCGGGCGUGCGUCGUCACGCAAGAAUACCCAGUACUAAGCACUAAAACCGGGCGGCGCAAGGCGCCUACGCUCGGCUUUUCGCCUGCUGGCUCUGUUCCUUUCGAUGACGACCGCGACACUCAAGUACUCGAGCUCAAGCGCUCAAAGUUGGAAUCUUCCGAUAUUGAAAACCUUCCUAUCACAACUGGACCGCAGAAGAAGACAAGGUUGACUAUAGAAUGCUAUGUUGAGAUCGAAGAAAUAGCUUUUGAAACUAGCGUGACGACCUACACCCACUCGUUUUCGAUGGGCCACCCUCAGGCUUUGGCGUAUAUAAGACCUGGCACCUCCCCGUCAGAAAUUCUAAUUCCUCCCACUUGCACCAAAUUCGCCUGUUUACACAACCCGACCAUGCUCUCCAUCACCCUCCCCAUCUGCCACCCCCGCGAGAUCGAGCACACUGCGGCUCUCUAUGUCAACGGCAGCGACACGUCGAUCGCGACUUCGUCUGCUGUUAUCCAACAAAUUCAUAUCGCGGCCAUUACGCAGCCAAAAUACACGCGUUCUCUUGCGCUCGUGGUCAACAAAAUGCUCCAGGAUCUCCAUUGGAGGAAUGUCCACCUGCACGUCACAUUCCAGGAAACCAUCCUCGACCUCGCCCAGUCCACCUUCCUGAACUACUGGAAUCACGUCUUCCACGGUACCCGGGCUGAACUCGACGACGAUGACGACUUCUGCGAGGUCAACAUGGACGCGAUUGACCCCUUGGCAGUUUCUUCCUACAUCGGCGACUUGUUUUCUCUCGGCCUGCUCUCUUUCAAGAUGUUCGAUCGAGCAGCUACGUACCUGGUCAGCCGCAUGACCAAGUUAUCGCACAUCCACUGCGUCUACGCACUGUUCGCGCACGCGGGUGCCUACUAUAACCCUCAGAUGUCUCGCGACUUCCUCCGUGGGUGUCUAGGCCUCGUCCGCCAGAGCGCUCCUUAUAUCAAGGACGCUUAUCCCGAUGCGAGGCUCCUGAUAGACCUCUUCCACUACCUUAUGUUCCGCAUCCCUCGCCAAAUCAUCCCACAGCGCUGGGAUAGAACCAUGAACCUCGAAGACACGUUGCAGGCGACGGUCCUCUCGCCACUGGCCUCUUCGUCUCAACGUUCCAUUUCGCGCACGAUCAGCCCGGUGUCCUUCACUGCCUCCAGCGAUUCGUCUCGGGAAUCAGAGCACGUCUACCCUGUAUCUCUGAUCCAAUCCUCGCCCGAGGCGGAGGACAACAAGAAGGCUGCAUGUGACGUUCAGUGGGACGGGGUAUAUGACCCAUCUGCGCUCGAGGGUGUCCAUGGAAUCCACCCUAUUGGAUGA
This is a messenger RNA of Cyclocybe aegerita, 2022 nucleotides long. Lineage: Eukaryota; Fungi; Basidiomycota; Agaricomycetes; Agaricales; Hemipholiotaceae. The record is from the annotation of a GenBank genome assembly.